Gastrolobium bilobum is the source of this 1095-nucleotide messenger RNA. RefSeq lists its product as uncharacterized. Lineage: Eukaryota; Viridiplantae; Streptophyta; Magnoliopsida; Fabales; Fabaceae. Bases 329 to 1000 code for a protein of 223 amino acids. The transcript is spliced from 9 exons. The record is from RefSeq and is a predicted model, not a curated record.
UCCAAUUCAUCCCCUAAUACCUGUGUAGCUAGCCGUCGGACCUCGUCUCCGGAAUUUCUUUCUCCUUCGAAUCUUCAGACUUGAAUCACUCUCACAGUCUCACUCACUCUCUUCAUCUGUGGCACAUCGGUGACGGUGAGAGGGGAAAAUGACGGCUCAGCUGGGAUAUUGCGCUUUGUAGCGGUGGUUUGGUCUUUAGUGUCUCGGUGUGCGCGCGGCCAUUUGACCGACGAAGCAAAUGAAAGCAGAAAGGGAGAAGUUAUUGCUGAACAAGAAGAUGAAAAGUUGUAUUGAGCAAGAGAUCUGUCACAAAACAAGAGAGUAACCAAUGCUGGGAUUUUCGUAUGGAGAAGUAUUUCUAUUGCUUGGAGCCACUGCUGCUUUGCUUGGUCGAAAGGAGAUGCUAAUCGUAGCCAAACCAGCAGGGGUGCUGGUUGGUCGAGCUAUUCAAACAGUAAAACUGGCUCGUGGUCAAUUCGAUACUGUUAUGCAGCAAUCUCAAGUUUUCGAGGUUCAUAAGGAACUACAGGACACAAUGGCUCAGCUAGAUGCUAUUCAUCAUGAAAUUCGAAGUAUAUCAAUCAUAAAUCCUAGGCCCAUGACCCGGAUGCUUGUGGAUAAUGUUGACCAAACAUCUAUAUCAAAUGUCAAUAGUAAACCAGAAGAUGUUGGAGAUAAUAACUCGAUCCCCACAGUUACCAAGAGUUCAACUUCACUGACCUCCAAUUCAUGCAAUAUGCAAAGGCAAGCAACUACUUAUGCCAGAUUGGCUGAGUCCCCUGCCAUGAAGAAAGGUUUCUUGGCAAGUAGAACCGAUGUCGAGAAGAUGAAUGAUGAACAAAAGCUUACUGUCUUACCAAUUUCCGCUGAAGACACUGGAUUUUUAUUAAAUCGUGGGGCUGAUGUGAAAGGAUCUGACAUAGUUCUAGAAGCAAUUUUGGAGGCAGAGGUCGCUCAUAAUGCAAAGGAAUUCUUUUCACAGCCCCAAAAUCAAAUAUGAGUGAUAUGUUAAUCCUACAUAAUACCUUAAUUUUCUAGAUGUUAAACGUACUUAAUUUGUAGCAUCUGUAAACACAAAAUAAUACAUAUUUUAUA